AUGGUGGAAAUAAAAAUCAGAUAUGAUUUUAAAAGGCGCUCCUUUGUUUCUGCAGAAGCAUCCACCACGCUGCUGCUUCCCACACGGCUUGUGUUUUUGACGCAAUUAAUCGCCGUAACACUGUUAUCUUUGUUCACAGGCCUUCUUUAUUAUUGUGAAGCAUUCAACGUUGGUCUCCGAGGAGCAAAAAUAUUUUCCGGCCCCUCAGCUGAGCAGUUUGGUUAUUCGGUACAGCAGUUUGUAAGCCCCGAAGGCAACUGGCUACUUGUUGGCUCUCCCUGGAGUGGUUUUCCAAAGAACAGAAUGGGAGAUAUCUACAAAUGCCCUGUUGACUUGCCACACGUCACCUGCGAGAAACUCAAUUUGCACGCGUCGACAAGCAUUCCGGACGUUUCGGAGAUAAAGACAAACAUGAGCCUCGGGUUGACGCUCACAAGAAACGAUGGAACUGGGGGGUUUUUGACCUGUGGGCCUCUCUGGGCUCAGCAGUGUGGAAACCAAUACUACACCAAGGGCAUCUGUUCUCACGUCAGCCCCAAAUUCCAGUUCCUGAACAGUUUUGCGCCAGCGAUUGAAGACUGCCCCUCCUUCAUCGAUGUUGUCGUAGUAUGUGACGAGUCCAAUAGUAUUUACCCUUGGAAUGCAGUGAAGAAUUUCUUGGAAAAAUUUGUCCAAGGUCUAGAUAUCGGCCCUACAAAAACACAGGUGGGCUUAAUUCAGUACGGCAACGACCCAAGAGUCGUGUUCAACAUGAACACGUUCAAAACAAAAGACGAAAUGGUCCGAGAAACCUCCAGGACGACCCAGAAAGGUGGAAGUCUGACAAAUACGUUUGCGGCGAUUCAGUUUGCCAGAGAACAUGCAUUUUCUCCGGCUUCUGGGGGGCGUCCCCACGCCACCAAGGUCAUGGUGGUAGUGACAGACGGGGAGUCACAUGACGGCUCCAUGUUGGAGACGGUGAUCGGUCAAUGCGAACAGGACAACAUCAUCAGAUUUGGCAUAGCUGUCCUCGGGUACCUAAUCAGAAACGAUCUCGACACUAAAAACUUAAUAGAAGAAAUCAAAGCAAUCGCAAGUUCCCCCACAGAAAAAUAUUUCUUCAAUGUGUCCGAUGAAGCUGCUCUGUUGGAAAAAGCCGGCACCCUAGGGGAACGCAUUUUCAGCAUUGAAGGUACUGCCCAGGGAGGUGAUAACUUCCAGUUGGAAAUGUCCCAAGUAGGAUUCAGUGCCGAUUAUUCUCCUCGAAACGGUGCUCUGAUGCUGGGCGCCGUUGGGGCUUAUUCCUGGAGUGGAACUAUGUUCUGGAAGACCCCUGAUGGAACCCUUGCUUUUCCUAAACAAGCAUUUGAAAAAAUUCUACAGGAUAAGAAUCAUAGUUCAUAUUUAGGCUAUUCCUUGGCCACCCUUUUGACGGAAGACGCCAUCCUUUACGUAGCAGGUGCUCCUCGAGCCAGCUACACUGGCCAAGUGGUGGUUUACAGCCUUAAUGAGCAAGGCAACGUCACAGUCAUUCAGUCCCACAAAGGGGAUCAGAUUGGCUCCUACUUUGGGAGCGUGGUAUGUUCGGUGGAUGUGGAUCGAAAUGGCAUUACUGAUGUGCUCCUGGUAGGGGCUCCGAUGUACAUGAAUGACUUAAAGAAAGAGGAAGGGAAAGUCUACCUGUUCAGUAUCUCAAAGGGAAUUCUGGGUCAGCACCAGUUCCUGGAGGGCCCCGCCGGCGUGGAAAACGCUCGCUUUGGAUCGGCAAUCGCAGCUCUAUCCGAUGUUAACUUGGACGGCUUCAACGAUGCGAUAAUUGGCUCGCCUUUAGAAAAUGAAAACUCUGGAGCCGUUUACAUUUACAACGGCUUCCAAACAACGAUUCGUACCAAAUAUUCUCAGAAAAUUUUAGGGUCAGAUCCUGUCUUCAACCAACCAUUACAGUAUUUUGGGAGAUCAGUAGAUGGCUACAAAGAUUUGAACCGUGAUUCCAUCACCGACGUGGCAGUCGGAGCCUUUGGGAACGUGGUCCAGUUCUGGUCACAGAGUAUUGCAAGUGUGUCUGUAGAAGCUUUCUUUACACCCGAUAAAAUCAGUUUGCUGAAGAAGAAUACUGAGAUAGCCGUCAAGUUAUGCUUCAGGGCAAAAUUUAGACCCGUGGAACAAACCAAUCAAGUGGAUAUCAUAUACAAUGUGACCCUCGAUGCAGACCGCUUUUCAUCCAGAGUAACUUCCCGGGGAUUGUUCAGAGAAAACAACGAAAGGAAUAUUCAGAAGAACAUCAGGGUAGACGGAGGAGUCACCUGCUCAGAUCACAUCAUCAUUAUUCAGGAGCCUUCAGAUGUCGUAAACUCUUUGAAUCUGCGAGUGGAUCUCACUUUGGAAAAUCCAGGUUCCAGUCCAGCCCUCGAUACCUUCUUCGAAUCUUCUAAAGAUUUUAGUAUUCCUUUUUCCAAAGAAUGCGGGCCCGAUGGAGUCUGCUAUUCCGAUCUCGUUCUCGAAGUUCAACAAACACCAGCUGCUCAGAAACAACCCCAUAUUGUCAGCAGCAAGAACCGAAGGUUGACGUUUGCGCUUACACUAAAAAACAGAAAGGAAAGCGCGUAUAAUGCCAGGAUCCACGCCAAUUUUUCACAUAAUUUAUUCUUUUCUUCAUUUACAAUGCCGAUGGAUGGGACCGAAGUCUCCUGUCAGAUUGACUCCACCCGGCAUUCUUUAAUUUGCAAAGUUGGCUACCCAGCCGUGAAAACCAACCAAAAGGUGUCCUUCAAUAUCAACUUCGACUUCAACCUCCAGAACCUUCAGAAUCAAGCUCUCCUUGACUUCUGGGCUUUGAGUGAAAGCCAAGAAGAUAAUGAAGCCGACAAUAAGGUCAUCUUCAAAAUUCCUCUGCAGUACGAUGCUGAGAUUCACAUAACAAGAUCUACCAGUAUGAAUUUUUAUGAAGUCCUUUCUGAGGGUACUGUUCCUUCCAUUGUGAAUAAUUUCGAUGAGAUUGGUCCCGAAUUCAAUUUCUCCCUUAAGGUGACCAGUGGCAGUGUUCCCGUGACCAUGGCCUAUGUAACCAUCCGCCUUCCUCAGUUUUCCAAGGCAAAGAAUCCGCUGAUGUACCUCACGGCCAUCCACGCUGACCAGGCCGGCGAUGUGAGUUGCGAUGCAGAAACAAACCCAUUAAACAUAGGGCAGAAACCCUUUCCCACAUCUUUCAAGACGGAGAACUUCAGACAGUUGAAAGAGCUGAACUGCCGAACCGUGUCCUGUGCCAGUGUUAAGUGCGUGAUCAAAGACCUUGAAGUGAAAAAGGAGUAUUUUGUCAAUGUCUCUACCAGAAUCUGGAAUGGGACGUUUGCAGCUUCGACUUUCCAGACGGUAAAACUGGAAGCAGACGCCGAAAUCAACACCUACGAUCCGCAGAUAUACGUGAUUGAAGAAAACAGUGUGAUGAUCCCAGUGACUAUAAUGAAGCCUCACGAGAAAGCCGAGGUCCCGACAGGCGUGAUAAUAGGAAGUACAAUCGCUGGGCUUCUUCUGCUGUUGGCCUUAAUUGCCGUUUUAUGGAAGCUCGGCUUCUUCAAACGGAAGUAUGAAAAGAUGAUGAAGAAUCCAGAAGGGGCCGAGGAGACCAUGGAACUUGACAGCUGAAUCUCCUGAUAAAGUUUCCCGAAGCUGUUUGCCAUGGCGGUGACUUAAUCCCUAAGUGCCUUUCAUUUUUUAAAUGGGAAAAAAAAAGUUUGAUAAUUUUAUAGGUAACAUAAAUUUUAUUUUAAAACUGCUGGUCAGUUAAGGGGAGAGGAUUGUUGGGAGCUCGUUUAUUAAGACAGUCCUUUUUUUAUAUGCUUUUCGACUGGCAGGUCCAGAGGUUUUACAUUAGGGUUGCAUAUUGAGCCAGAAAACGCCAAUUCUUCUCGAGUGUUGUAAAGUGUUUUUGUUUUCUUUUUCGGAGCGGUUUUUCACACCUUGAGGGAUUUAAAUAUUGUCUCUAGUAGUGCUUUAUAUCCUGCUAAAAAUAGCAUCUCAACAUUCCGCGGCAUUUUAAUCAGACUGUUGUGUAUCUUAGCAUACUCUAGUUCUUAUAUAUUUCAGGCUCUUUCAUUAUUCAAUCGUAUUUAUUGAGCACUUACUGUGUGCGGAGCACUGUACUAAGUG
Molecule: messenger RNA, 4125 nt
Organism: Tachyglossus aculeatus (Australian echidna)
Lineage: Eukaryota; Metazoa; Chordata; Mammalia; Monotremata; Tachyglossidae
Gene: ITGA2
Product: integrin subunit alpha 2
Exons: 30
Coding region: 1-3621 (1206 amino acids)
Biological process (GO): cell adhesion mediated by integrin; cell-cell adhesion; cell-matrix adhesion
Cellular component (GO): integrin complex; external side of plasma membrane
Molecular function (GO): integrin binding
Source: RefSeq, a predicted model, not a curated record